Messenger RNA from Phycodurus eques (leafy seadragon), 996 nucleotides. RefSeq names its product transmembrane protein 72 (gene tmem72). The transcript is spliced from 5 exons. The record is from RefSeq and is a predicted model, not a curated record. NCBI's taxonomy places the organism in Eukaryota, Metazoa, Chordata, Actinopteri, Syngnathiformes, Syngnathidae. Bases 165 to 929 code for a protein of 254 amino acids.
CCAAGCUAAGAGGCUUCAGGCAUCACAUCAUCCUUUGUCGAGCUAAGGGUCAGCUAUGUUUCUAGAAUAUUACCCUAGGAACUUCCUAAUAACAAACUAUUUCAGAUAGCAUAAAAGAGGAGAGGUUAUUUAUUUUUUUCUGGGGAGGAAGAGUCCCCGUUGUCAUGGACAACUCAGAGAGCGGUUGGUGGAUUAUAGUUGAGCUUGCAUGCAGGAUUCUUGGCAUUUCUACAGCCACAGUGUUGUGUGCUGUAGGAGUGGAGACGCUACAACAGGGAGACUUCAACAGCCUUGGCAUCUACCUGCUAGUGUCCUCUGUUGGCAUCAUGAUAUUUGAGUUGGCCUAUUUCCUGGAUGCACUUUUGCUCAUGUGCCUGCCCUGUCCUCCAGACUGUCAGCUCUUUACAUUAUGGGGGAAGAUGGCUCAGGUUGGAGGCUUUCAUAAGUUCCUCUAUUAUUCCAUAAUGUCUGUGGUUUGUUUCCUGCAUCCUGUGUUGGUGUGGCAUGCAAUUAUUCCAGGGACCAUGCUUCUAGUGACUGCCUUGUUCAACUUCAUACUCAGCAAGAAAACAAAGACCGAAUCAUCUAAAAGAUCGCAGGAGAGUUACAGCAGCCAAGGCCCCACCACGGGGUAUGUGACAGAGGGGGUCGCCUCGGACAACACGCUCUCCUUCCUCCACAUGGUGACGGGAAAAAGAGUUGCCCUAGCAACCAGGGAUGAGUGCAACGGCCUGGCCGAGAUGGGGGGAGACAGCUUUCGGGCCAUGCUGGAGCUGGAGAACACACCAAAAGAUAGGAAGAGCAAGGAGAGGAGACCCACGUGGAUGAGAGGUCGGAAGGAGGUGGUGGAGCGAGAGAUGGAGGAAAUGAUUGAGUUUGGGGAUUCAGAACCAGAAACUACCUCAGACACUGCACCUAUGAUCACUUGAUUGAUGCUUUUUCUGCACUCCAUACACAUGUCACAGCAAACCGUUGAGUACUGUACUGUAAUUGAAA